UCCUGCGCGCACGCGUGGAAACAGCCUGUUAGUAUUGGGGCCGAGAAACGGGAAGACGAGUCCCCUUCAUCCAAGCAAGCAUCCAGCAUCCAAGCAAUCCCAGGCCCAGGUCCUGCUCCCAGCACCAAGUACCCGCGCACCCAAGCACCCGUCGCGCGAAAAUUGUGCAGAUCUGGCUGGGCCACUGGCUUGCUCGAUUCUCCCUCUUCGCGCGCCGCUCCCUACCUUGCCUUAGUGCAGGCCUUCCUUCUCGGCCGACACCACACCACCCACCCGAACAACGUCUUCUGCCACUUUGCGCGCAAGACAAUCCGUGCUUUGCUUGACUUUGCACACUGAGGUGGACGUUGGAUUUGCACACUGCACUGCACAUUCGACACACAGCGGCACAGGGGGUCCAGAACUGCAGGAGAAACUCCUGGCCAUCCACAAUCGCCCUUCUCCUCUCUUUCUCUGCUCGUCCCGGUCCCGAAAAGACCUCCUUCCGCGCUGCUGCUUGACGACACUGGUCCGAAAAGGCGCCCACCCCAGGUCGAAUUCCUCCUUCGCACACACCCACAGGCACCCCUACGCGUACCCUUCCUUUCCUCCUCCUGCUGCCGCUCCUCCGCACCCCCUCCCGCCUCCUCCCAGUCAGUCCCAGGACCAGCAGCAAGUGGCAGCAGCAGUCGAGCCACAAGCCAGACUGGAAACGAAAAAAAAAAUCUCGCCUCGAGUCGCGACGCUGAGAACAGGGACCACGCACCAGGCACAGCUCCUGAUCAACCUGCACCCAGGGUGUCGCGCAUCCACGCUGCUGCUUCCUUCCAUCCACGCCUCUUCCCCUGGUCGACCUCACAAGUCCAAUCGUGGCUCCAUAAAAAUUUCUAAUUAAAAUCGAAAUGGCUCAAGAAGACACCACAAGCAUCAGCACAAGCAGCACCAGUGCCAGCACCUCCAGCGUGCCUGUACCUGUGCCUGCGCCUGUGCCUGUGCCAGUUGUGCCUGAUGUCAACGACGUCGCCGCUCCUAGUACGGAUCCCUCGACAACCUCUACUAAUUCUAUCGUUCCCCCGAAUACUUCGACCUCUCCUCCUCUUCCUGUCGCUUCUGCUCCUGCUCCUGGUGCAGCUCCCCUCUCCACGACACCGACCUUGACCUCCAUCGAUACACCGACUCUCUCCACCGAGACCCCGUCCGUCGCGACUGCGAACGCGUCCGUACCUGCCACUGCUGCGGCACCUGCGAUUGGUCCUUCGACAACGAGCGCGACUGCGACUGUGACUUCGACUGCGACUGAGUCUACUACGCCUACUGUGGAAGCUCCUGCGCCUCUCCCUCCUCAGCAGAACGGCCAGCAGAACGGCGACGCGAGGGAGUCACACUCGCCCGGCAUGGCGCAUAACCAGCACCCUCAUGGCUCCCAGAGAGGCUACCCGAGCCCGAAUGCCUUCCCGUCACCUGGUCCUAUGCCGCCGAACCAAUAUGCCUACCACCCUCAGCAGACGCAAGCUCAGGCGGACCCAUAUCGAGCCAGUCCUGGCGCGCCGAUUCCUUCUCUGCCGAGCAUGAAGAGCCUCGAACACCACUACCAACAAAGUGCGCCGCCGCCUCCUCAGACGAUGCCGAUGCAGAUGCAGAUGGCGCCCAACCAAGGCAUGCAAUACUACCUCCCGCCGGGAGUACAGAGCAACCCAUAUAUGACGCAGGAUCUGAACCACCUGAGAUAUCAAAUCCCCCACGGGCACGAUCCUAGAUUGAUGCGCGGUCCCGGUGGGCCGAAGAAGGAGAUCAAGCGCCGCACAAAGACAGGUUGCCUAACUUGUCGUAAACGCCGUAUCAAGUGUGACGAGGCUCACCCGUCCUGCAACAACUGUAAAAAGUCGAAGCGAGAGUGUUUGGGAUACGACCCCAUCUUCAAGCAGCAGCCAGGUCCUUCCGUAAUCCAGCCCGCUCCGAACGCCCAGCGGGUGCCGACGCCGACCAUCCCGUCCGUGCCAUCAUCCGUCCCACCUCCGGUCCCGACUGUACCUUCAACGCCUGCCGCGCCUCAAGUCCCCGUGCCGGUAGCUCCAUCAAACCCGUACGGAAACCAGCCCGCCGUCUUGCCUAGCUCGUAUAAUCCUCCCGUUCCAUCUUCGCACGCCCCUCUCGAUCCAGCCUUGAAUUCUGCUGCGUCCGGCAUCAAACCCGAGCCCACCGCCUACGACUUUGCGGCCCCGAUAGAUCCAGCUCUGCAAAACCUACCCGCCCCGGCAACGUUACACUCUACUCAGACCCAGUCGUUCUCGGGCGAGCAAAGGGCAGGCUUCGACAACCAUCUCAGAGCCACCAGAAUGAAGGUCGAUGACCUUAUCGGCCUCCUGGGCCCCGCUGCUCCCACCCAGGAGAUUGCCCUCACUCCCGAGCUACUCACCGAGAUCAUCAACGUCUAUCGCGAGGUCUACGCGGUCGGCCUCCAGUCCUUCUUCGAGGCAAACUAUUUCCAGAAGCAGGAUGCCCAGGGAAAGUUUGCCUUUGAGCACAGCCAGCAACUCUUGCGCCAAUUUGCCUCGUUCCUCAAGAUUGUUCAGUCUGUCCCGGCCAAUGACCACACCCAGAUGACCCAUUCCGGAGUUCUCGAGACUCGCUUGAUCUGGGCCCUGGCCAUCUUGCCAUGCAACAGCGCUCCUCCUUCGUCCAACGCCGAUGCCAAGGUUCUGCCACCUCCGGAUGACCUGACAGAAGCAGCCAACCGAGUCAAGGUCAUGGAGACCCUCCUCUGCGGCGACUUCUUGUCCUCAAAUCCUCUCACACCUCCUGUUCCUGACACCCAGCCUCAUCGCGAGCAGGAGUUUGAGUUCUGGUAUAACCUCGCACAGUAUCUGUGUUAUUACGACCCAGCAAAGCGUGAUGAGGUUCUCGGCAAACUCAGAAUGCAGCUCGGUGGUAGAGAGAACCGAGAUCUCAUCUACUCCAUCGCCAUCUCGCGAGAGCUCUCUCCUCGCGUGGAAGUCGGUUUCGAGCGGAAUGUGCCCCAGCAUAUGGACGAGUCCGACCCUAAGAACCGACUCUUCGUGGCGAACAAGUUCAUUCAGGAUGAGGCUCAAGUGACCGGCGGAACAACAAAUGUGGUCCGGCGAUUCGGCGAGAUUGCCAUCAGAGCGUACAUCAGUCCCGGGGUCAACAUUGCGGCACACCCCCACCAGGCUGCUCCAGCACAGCCUUGAUCAUAAUGAUCCAACCAGAUUUUUCGUUUUUUUCCUAUCAGCAUUCACACUCUGCAGCAUUUUCCAGGCUCAAAGGGGGCGGGGGAGAACCAAAAAAUCGUGUAUUUUCGGAGGCGUUCACAGGGAUGGGAGGGAAGCAUGGCUUUCUUCCCUUUUGUGAUUUCAAUUUCCUUUUUUGCAUCAAAGCAUUCGGGUGGCAAUACGCUGCUGCUCGUCCUAUAGUUUCACGGCCGACGGCAUCAUCUUGUACAAGUAGUUCCCCCCUAAAAACUAGUGAUUAUUCAGGCAUGGCGGCGGUGUGGCGGGAAGAAAAAGAAAAAGUGGUUUUUGAGUGCACCAGUGACUUGGGGGAUGGGAGGCUUGGUAGAGAUCUCCCUUGGGACUUUCCUGGGAGGAAGCUAUCAGACUUUCUAGACCUAGAGGCUGCUGAUGCUCUGUACGAUAUUAGAC
Molecule: messenger RNA, 3638 nt
Organism: Colletotrichum scovillei
Lineage: Eukaryota; Fungi; Ascomycota; Sordariomycetes; Glomerellales; Glomerellaceae
Exons: 4
Coding region: 882-3188 (768 amino acids)
Biological process (GO): regulation of DNA-templated transcription
Molecular function (GO): DNA-binding transcription factor activity, RNA polymerase II-specific; zinc ion binding
Source: RefSeq, a predicted model, not a curated record